ACAUAUUCUAUUUUCUACAUAUUCCGAGCAGGAGUAACCCCAGCACCCCACUUCCAAAGGCGCACCUCAAGCACCAGCGUUCUCAGAGAGCACAUGGGAGCUGGCAUCCUAUCCACAGACAAGCCCUGCGACAGGACCCAGCUGGAGAGGGACGCAGCCAGUCCCUCCGCCAGUAAGCAAGCGUCUGCCUCCCCCUGGGGCUGGGAGCCGGCCAGGCUCCUGCCGUGCGGGUGGUGGUUGUCUACUGUUACGGAGGGCCUACUACGUGCCAGAUACCGCACUGGGUGCUUUACGCGUAUUCGAUCUCAUUUAACCCUGCUGCCAGCCCUGCGAGGCAGGUAUGAUUACUGUCAUUGAUUCAGUUCAGGAAGUUGCCAAAAACACAGCUAGCAAAGCUGCAGAACCAAGAUUCAGACUUAGUUUGGCUCAACCUUUACCAAACACACCUUGUCUUCCUCCAUCCUUCCAACGCCACCUGUGCCUUCCUCUUCUCGUCCAGUCCUCUGGGGUGUCUGUGCGGGCUCCCUUCCUCCGCUCUGUCCUCAGCACCCGUGGGUGUGACCUCUGCAGAGGGUGCUGUGCUGGGGGCCCGGGAGGACCUGUCCACCAGGAGGGAUGGGCUGUGGCACUCCCAGGGUGCUUGGCCUGAGCCCCGUUACUGAGAGAAGGGAGGCGUUUGCCCAGGACUCCGAGGGGAGUUCCAUCCUGGGAGUGAACCCAGCCCUGGUCGGGACCCAAGCACCCAGCCCUCCCCGAGACAUUGUGUGAGCCGGCUGGGCCUCCAGACAGCCCCUCCCGCCGCCCCAGCCAGGGUGGUGCUUGUGUGGGAGGGACUUUAAAUCCAGCUGCCAGACCCCUGGACAGCAGAGGCAGAGAGGGCUGGCCACCAUGCACAGCUCCCGCAGUCUCCUGGCGCUGCUGCUGCCGCCGCUGCUCUUGCUGGGGGCCACCCCGGGGCCCGCCGGAGCCCUCAGUGAUGAGGAGAGACGCACGAUGGUGGACCUGCACAACCUCUACCGGGCCCAGGCAUCCCCACCCGCCGCCAACAUGCUGCAAAUGCGGUGGGACGCGGAGCUGGCCGCCUUCGCCAAGGCCUACGCUCAGCAGUGCGUGUGGGGCCACAACAAGGAGCGCGGGCGGCGCGGGGAGAACCUGUUCGCCAUCACGGACGAGGGCAUGGACGUGCCGCUGGCGGUGGAGCAGUGGCACGUGGAGCGCGAGUACUACAACUUCAGCACUGCCGCCUGCGAGCCGGGCCAGAUGUGCGGCCACUACACGCAGGUGGUCUGGGCCAUGACAGACAGGAUUGGCUGUGGCUCCCACUUCUGUGAGAAGCUCCAGGGCGUUGAGGAGACCAAUGUCCAUUUACUGGUUUGCAACUAUGAGCCCCCGGGGAACGUGAGGGGGAGGAGGCCCUACGAGGAGGGGACUCCGUGUUCCCAAUGUUUCCCGGGGUACCGCUGUGAGAAUUCCCUCUGUGCAGAACCCAUGAGCUUCCCAGAGGAGGGUCAGGAGGUGCCUCACCUGGAAGAUGUAGAGGCCCCACCUUCCCUGGCAACUGAAACCUCAGGCUCAAGGAAAGGGGGGAUCUCCUCUUCCCUGGCAACAGAAACUCCAUCCUUCUUGGUAACAGAGGUCUCAGGCUCCCUGGCAACCACGGCUCUACCUACUGUAGAGACCAAGGCCCCAUCUUCCUUAGCAACGGAAGGCCCAUCCUCCACGACAACUGAGGCUCCACCGUCCUUCCCAACUGAGUUCCCUUCGUUUUUGGAAACUCACAGCCCGCUCUCCGUGGGUGAGGGAAGAGCUACCUCCCCCAGAGCGACCCAUGAUCCCAUCCCAAAAGGGAUAGACCAAGAGGCCAGCAAGACAAGCACGCCCUCCAAGAGCCCAGAGAAGUCUCUGCACCUCCAGGUGUCCCCGACAGGGACACAAGGGCUGCCACCCCACUCCCAGGAGGAGGGCAAGGCUGAGGCCAAGUUGCCUUCGUCCAGCGAGGUCUUGGCCUCAGCUUUUCCAGCCCAGGAGGAGCCAGAUGAGCGGCAGGCCACGCGGGAACACAGCGGGCACAUCUUCUCCAAGUCCCUGCCCAACUUUCCCAAUACAUCUGCCACAGCUAAUGCCCUGGGCGGGCGAACCCUGGCCCUGCGGUCGUCCUUGCCAGGUGCAGAGGACCCUGAAGGGCCUGAAGUCCAUUCAGGGCUGAGCUCGGGCCCUGGUCACAUCUGGGGCCCUCUGCUGGCUCUGUUGCUACUGCCUCCCCUGGUGUUGGCUGGAAUCUUCUGAGAGGUCACUACUCAAAGGCGAGGCCUGGUGCGGGGACCUGGCCUCAUGCCUGCUCUGGAUCCUCCUUCUCCAAGUAAGAGGCCACAUCUUCCCAGGCAGGUCCUGCUCUGUGGCCCAGCAGCCACCUCCAACCCAGCUUCUGGCACUGUCCCAGGAGUGCCCCUGCCCCGGGGUGGCCCGCCCCUCAGCUAUGCAGACUGAGCAGUGUUCCCGUGGCCGGGGCCAUGAACUUCUAGGGACAGAAGAUCUCGGGGCUCUCCAGGAACCCCUUGGCCCUUCCCAGACCCCUGGCUUCUUCCUGGAGGCAUCUGAGUCCCAGGCUAUUCCCAGGUGUGCCUCCUGCCUUCCCAGGCUGAGGAGGUCAGCUGCCCUUCUGCCAUCUCCCCCACCCUGUCCCCAGCCCCCCAGAUAGAAUGCUUCUUGGCUGAUAGCCCUCUGGAAGGGAAGGCUGCAGGGCAUGCGCCUCACCCAGACAUCUUGCCUGGCUGCCAGUGAGCUCAGGUUGCCGCCCGAUGACUGCAUAUCUGACCUGGACCCCUCUGAUGUCAGUCCAGGGGUGAGGGGGGAUUCUGGGGAGAUCCCCGCCUGCCUGGUCUGGGUUGACUGCCUCUUCCAGGAAGGCGUUCUCCCAGAGAGCCUUCCUCUUCCUACUUGCUGUGUAGCUGGCGGGGGUGGGGUGGGUGUGAGGGGCAGAUGGACCAGCCCCACCUGGUGGGGUGUUAUGGGUGGGGCAGGCAGAGACCAGGAGAGGGAAGCAGCCCCUGACUCCUAAUAAAAGCCUGUGUAAGA
Molecule: messenger RNA, 3075 nt
Organism: Myotis myotis
Lineage: Eukaryota; Metazoa; Chordata; Mammalia; Chiroptera; Vespertilionidae
Gene: PI16
Product: peptidase inhibitor 16
Exons: 6
Coding region: 889-2286 (465 amino acids)
Cellular component (GO): extracellular region
Source: RefSeq, a predicted model, not a curated record